Acanthopagrus latus (yellowfin seabream) is the source of this 10402-nucleotide messenger RNA. It is a transcript of the gene map4l, whose product is annotated as microtubule associated protein 4 like. Gene Ontology annotation, biological process: neuron projection development; microtubule cytoskeleton organization. The transcript has 17 exons. NCBI's taxonomy places the organism in Eukaryota, Metazoa, Chordata, Actinopteri, Spariformes, Sparidae. The record is from RefSeq and is a predicted model, not a curated record. Gene Ontology annotation, molecular function: microtubule binding. The coding region runs from base 143 to 3556 and encodes 1137 amino acids. Gene Ontology annotation, cellular component: neuron projection.
GGCUUGUGUAUGAGUCCUGGCACCAGUCUGCCCUGUAAGCAGUGAAAGGUGGAGAGAUUUUCACCAUCACACACUGUGACUGUCACACGCGCACACACGCACGCAGCUUCAGACCCGGGACACAUCGAGACGUAACAGGACUAUGGACCUGAGCCUACGCGAUGCACUGGGUGGGGGUGGAGGUGGGGUCCCAGGUGGGGCCCCUGCUGAAGCCCUGCUCAAAAGAGACUUUGUAGCCACGCUGGAGAAAGAGAGCUAUGAUGACAAAGUGGGAGAAUCUGUCUCUAAGAGCGACUACCGACCUUUACUGGAUGGAAAGGACCCCAAGAGUGGUCCAGGGAUGAUGUCAUCAAUGAUCUCUUCAGGGGGACGCCAAGACCCACCAGGACAGCCUGCCUUCAGCUCCGACUACAUGUCUGGUCCUAUCAUGGGUGGAAGAGCAGAUCAGUGGAGCCUGAACAAGACGAAGGACAGCAGCGUGCCUGACUCAUUUCUAGGCUUCUCUCAGUCUGGGAUGGGAGGGACCAUGGGGUCCAGCAUGCCGCCAUUCCAGACAAGUAUGAGCUCCACUCUGGGCCAGACUGGGAUUGUGUCAGCUAUGGACACUCAGAAGAGUUCAGGCUUGUUUGGCAUGGAUAACAAAACCACCAGUAACACCAGUGGAAGCAGUCCAUUUAAAACCGGUGAUAUGUUCUCUUCUGGUGGCCCAGGAAUCCACUCUUUGGAUCAUUCUACAGCUGCCAUCCUCUCUCCCAGCGGCUCAAUGGAUGACAGCAGUCCCACUUCCUCCAACUCCGAAUCUCUCAGCCCUGAGAGAGUGGGGCUGGGGGGCGAGGCUGGAAAGCAGCAGCAGAGACGGAAGAGGAAGAAGAGGAAGGGCCACGAGGAGGUCUACAACUUCUUGGAUAGCGAGGAGUGUAACAUCGGCCAAUCAGACAAGCAUGGGGUGCUGGAUAAGGGCGGACAGGAGGCGGAGGAGGACGAGGAUGAGGAGGAGAACUGGGAGUGGGAGAUCAGAGAGAGUGGAGGAGGGGGUAGAGUGAAAAGCAAGAAGACUAAGAGUAGGGCAAGACUUCCAGAGGAGUGGGGAGCGCCCCAACUGCCCAUCUCUACAGUUGCACUUACCGGCAUUACAGUGACCAAAUCUGGCCCCUCUGACUCCAAAGCUCCAUAUUACAGCCCUAACCCUGUUUUGCCCUCUGCCCCUGAAAAAAUACCCACAAGUUUCACCAACCAUUCCCAUGCUAGUCUUGUAACAGAUUCAUCUCCACGCUCCUACGAACCGAUGUGUGUAGAUGAAUUCCCUUUGUCUGCUAAAGAUGGCCCAAACGCAAACGUAGAGAAAGUUUCAACAUGCAGACCUGAACCUAACUCUAGCUCAGCACCCAGCCCUGCCUGCAAGACUAGUGUCGCAGGGGAUGUUAGCGGUAGUCUAGCAUUAAUGACAGGGGACAAUCUGAGCCCAGUCUCCCAGACCUUCUCUUUCCUGGAUUCAGUCCUCCAGACCCCUCCAGGCUCCACUCCUGACUCACAGACCACCACCCCUCUCACCAACACCCCCUCCCUUGCUACUUCUGCCCUGACAAAGUCCACCCCUACAGAAACCAUCAUCCCUGCCUCACAAGCCAGUUCUAUUUACAACCCCUUCAAGAGCACUCCAGACCUUCCUCCUAGUUCUGCUUUGUCCACCAACCCAUCACCCUUAGCUGCCACAGUCACUCACCCUCCAACAUUUGCAGUUGGAUCAGCCCUCAAUGUUGAUGCCAAGCCUUUUGUCCCCUCAGCUACACUCAUGUCCUCUUUAGCCUCCCCAGGAACCACUGCUGAUGUGCCCACUAUUCCCUCAGCCAUGCCCCUUAGUUCCUCAGCUCCUCCCUGUAAGAAUGAAGGCAGUCCUACAUCAUCACAAGUCACUCCCCCUAAAAGUGUAGCCCCGCCUGUUAGCCAAGCUACAGCCACCCCCCUGCCCUCCAUCACCCCCGCAGUCCUACCCUCUCUCCCUGCACACUCAGAGCACCAGGAGUCCUCGUCGUCACAGCGCUCCCCACUGGAAGUGAAAUCUGACAACAAGGACAAGCAGGAGAAGACAGACAGCGUGUCCAUGAAGGUGGAUAAGAGUGACACCUCUGACAAGAAAGAGAAAGAAGAGCAGCAGAAGAAGGACAACGGCCAGGACAAGAACCAGAAGUCCGAGAAGAUCGUCAAAGAUGAUGAAAAGAUUGAGAAGAUGAACGCAGAGAAAAACAACAAGGCCAACGAGAAGGCAGAAAAGGUGGACAAGCCAGAGAAGACUAACAAAGAUGAGAAGAAGGAAGAGGAGAAGAAGCCAGCUGAGAAGAAGGAGGAGAAGGGAGGGAAAGGAACAGCCAAGUCUCCAACAGGCAAUGGCAACAAGACUCUGCCAAGCCCUGACAGCAAGAGCAAGCCUGAUAUGAGUUCAACUAAACCAAACUCAUCCAAAUCCCGCCCAUCCACCCUCUCCACCAAUGGUGAGGCCACCUCAGCCAAACGCCCCUCCCCCACUACAGCCAAUAAAAAAAGCCCUGUACCCAAGGCGCCCACACCCACUGCCGCCAAGCGGCCACCAAUGGCAACUGGCUCAGCCAAGGCUGCCAGGACUCCAGAAAAUGGGACAGCUGAGAAACGCCCUGUGCCAAAGGCCACGUCCACUCCCCGUGCUCCUGCCAAUAAGAACGGCUCGUCUGUGACUGCUGCAAACAAAACUGCAGCGACCAAGAAUGACAAGACUGAGAACAAGACAGGGGAGCCCAAAAAACCCAAGACUACAGCCCGCCCUCGCCCGGCCUCUACUAUCAUUUCUGCUACUCCGGCUGCAUCCACCAAUGGUGAAGCCACCUCCAGUCACCGCCGCCGGGUCAUCACCAAACCCCCAGUUCCCAAGCAAACCCCAAUGGAGAAGAAGCCGCCGGUGCCCCGUGCUCCUCGAACCCCCCGGCCCAUCAAUGCUCCAACACCUGACCUUAAGAACAUCCGCUCCAAGAUUGGAUCCAUUGACAACAUCAAGUACCAGCCUGGUGGGGGAAAGGUCUCCUCCACCCCGAACAACAAGGCAUCAGACCCCUCCACCCAUGCUGCCAAGGCCAGAGUUCAGAUAGUGCACAAAAAGCUGGACUUCAGCCAUGUCACGUCUCGCUGUGGCUCCAAGGACAAUAUCAAACAUGUCCCUGGAGGUGGCAAUGUGCAGAUCCUGAAUAAGAAGGUCGAUGUUAGCAAGGUCACGUCCAAAUGUGGCUCCAAGGACAACAUGAAAUAUAAGCCAGGUGGGGGUGAUGUGAAGAUUGACUCCAAUAAACCGAACAUUAAAACUAAGUCUAAGGUUGGUUCCAUGGACAAUGUUGGGCAAGGCAACGGACAAGCCAAUGGACACAAGGAGGAGAAAACAGAGGAGAAGGUGUCUUUACUCCCAGGUGGAACAACAGCACCAGGAGGUGUUGCUAAGGAGAAUGGGGUGAAGGAGCCUACAACUACUCCUUUUGGAGGAGACGGACUCAGAGAGCCCCUGAGCAUAGACAAACGCAUCACUGAGACAAAUUGAGUCCCAAUGACCUGUAGAUUGUGGUGGGAGACAUGUGGCACCUGCCGACCCGCCAAUCAACCAACCAACCGACCUACCACGGCGCAGUCACCUCCCUCUGGCCCCGCUCUUCAUCUUGCCCACCGCAGCACCGGACUGACCAAUUGCCUCUCAGUGUUUCUCUGGGGUCCGCCAGCCAGCUUCCUGCUACCAACCCUGACCUUUGACCUGUCAGUGCCCUUGGGUUGACCUUUGGCCCUGCCUACCACAGAGAAGACAAGUAUACUGAGCAUAGCCAGUUUAUAGAACAUGCACAAUAGAAUAUUUCCACACUUAUAACGCAAAGAUCCUGUCCCAAAUCCCCUCUCACAUACCUACAAUUCAAAACCACGUAGAUCUUCCAAACUUGUUAAAACACAUUCGCUAAGACUACUAUUUGCUUCUGAUCCAUCCCUGGUCCAUUCCCACUCCAAGCCUCAGACAGCACUAACCAGCUGAGGCCCAGCCUCCCAGUUGCCAGCAAUUCCUUCCAAAUCUGCAGUAUCUACAACACUGCACGUUCUCUCAUUAUUUAGGUAAUUCUACAGCUCACUCAUUAAACAAUAUCUCCAACUACAAUUCUUGGUAUCAAUGCACCAGCUCGUCUCCCCCUAAUAUUAAAAGGAAGCUUCUUAUCAUGGACUAUUAAUGUCAUGAUGCUCACAAUUAGCAGUGAAGGCACAUGUACAGUUAAGAGGAAACAUUUGGAGAGAUCAGUAAAGACAACUAAAGAUAGAGGUUAAAAUUACUGGAGGAGGUCAGUUCAGAUAAUUAAGAUGUCAGACAAUUUUGGUGGUUUCAUUCAUAGAGGCAAAAGUCAUAAUGGGCCAGUUUUUGUUUUCAUUAAGUUCUAGUCAGUGAACUUUUGACCAGUAACCCAACGUCUUAACUGUGCUGUCCUUUGAGGAAUCAGAAAGCACGAGUCCAGAAUGUCUGAAGCUGUCGUAGCUAAACAGCUGCAAUACAUAAUUUAUUCCUAUUUACCCACCUUUGCUGGAGCAAAAAAGGAAUGGUUGCAGAAAGUUAUGAGACACGUAUUGUGUGAACAUAUUCUCCAAUUAGCAACUGUGCUAGCAAUGUUAUAAACUGUCAAAUAGCAGGCUAUCUUAAAGUGGUAUGACACCUCUUUAUUAAGUGAUUAAAAUAAUGUACAAUCCUAAGAGACAAAAUGCCAGGGGAAGUGAACAGCAUCGUGAAGACAAUAUGGAAAAAUCCUCAGAGCUUCUUAGGGUCUUAACAGUUAGCUAUAGUAGUUUACCAGUGAGCUCUGCUAUUAGUCCUUAUGUCACCAAGCUACAUAGAGCAUAGCAUAGUUCUGGAAGAUGCACAAGUGAAAUUGAUCAUGCCACUUGCUGGUGUGAGUGGGUCUUAAUUCACUACAAUACAAUAUUUUUCAUCCGUCAUUUGAAUCCCCAUUAGCUUCCACAAAGUAGUCGGUACUUUCUGCAACACGAUAGCUUGAAUCCUUCUCAGUACAUCAGGGUAUGCACACAAGUCUGUAGAAUAUAUUACCCACCACUGGAGAUAUUGAGUGUAACAGCACUGUUUAAUGCUACUUGUUGAACCUGUAACACACUGGUUUGGAUCACAUGGUCUUAGCGCAGAUUCAUAAACCACUAUGGAUGCAGCCCCAUUCAGGUUGGGUUGAUGAAAGUAUUUUAAAAAAUGACAAAAAAAAAAAGCUUCUAAACAACCAAGCUAUCUCAAUGUGACACUUACAAACCCUUGACAUAUAUCUCUGAAUAAACUUACAUACUCAUAUCUCAGUAUUGCAUAAAGUUUGAGGGCAGUAGACCCUUUAGUCUUUUUCAAUAAGACUAUUUCUGUCGCAAAACAUUCAACCUGGUUCUCUUGCACCAUAAUUCUUUGGUUCCUACACUGUCUAAUAGCUUAAUCCCAAACCUCCCACGAAUCCCACAAUGCCACUCAAGCGUCAUAGACUCUUGACCUGAGCAGUCAUCCUGAGCCGUGUCUAGCAUUUACAGUUCACAUGUGGCUAUUAGAGACAGAUAGACACAAGCACCUUCCUCCUCUUGGAAUCCACUCUGUGAGACCUGUCAACUUUCUUCAUACACAAACACACUUGCACAGAAGCACAGAUAUUUACAGGAACGCACACACAUGCUUGUUGGUGUGCAUGAAUACAUACACACAGACAAACACACACAUAAACAAAUGAGCACCCUAAAAUAAAAACUAAAUGCUGUUCAUAGCCGCAUUUCUCUGUUCUAGACGGAAAUCAACUCUUUGCUGUGUUUUGGUGGUCUAUGCUGAUAUUUCUAAAAACAGUGAUGAGCUGUGUUGGUGUGUUGUUCCUAUCAUAGUUAUUGUCGGACAUUUUCACCAUAGGCUGACCUCAUCCUGCCUCUGUCUUGUCUUGUUUCCUCGACUUGUGUGUCACCCCAACUCUCUGGCAGCAAUACAGUGAUCUUAGCUGGGUAUACUUCCUGUUACCCACGCAUGCACACGACAUACAGACAGAGAGGGAUGGACAGAGACAGGGAGCAACCAAUGGUUAACAGGUAGUUAAGAGAGGAACAAGUUUGCUUGCUGGAACAAUUUUCAAUCAAAGAGAAUAAUGUUACAUUCAUGGCAAGUCUGAAGUAGGCAAAUUCUUUGUAACUUAUUAGUGAUUUUGAGCUACGUAGCAAGCUGCUUUGACAACUGCAGAGUAGCAUAUGGUCUGUCCAAGCUAUCUAUAUCUCUGGCAUACAUUGACUCAUCACCUGUAAUGUAAAUAGAUGGAAGGAAAUUGCUUUUUAAUGCUUUUUUCACAUUUUUGUUCAGCAUUUUUCUUGUUUUUUGUUUUAUUGAGGUUAUCACUGGCUAUAUCAAACAACAACAAAAAAUAAAGUCAAACAUUUUAAGCAUCAUUUUACUACACUGGACAGCAGGAACUGCCCAUUGCCAAAAUACCAUGAAAGAAGCAGUAUUUCAGCAAAGCAGAACCAAGAAGGGCCUGCAGAUACUCUGGUCUGGAUCAUCUUCUGGGGCUAGAGGUUGUAUUUCUAGUGAAAAAAAAUCUGUUUUUGUAAAAUAGAGAUCCUCAUUUUAAGCGAUAAAAACUAGUUUAUUUUAUUUUCUUUAGCACUGUAGUUCACUCAGAAAUUCUAAAUCAGUGGUUGACGAGUGAAAAACCAGUGCAUAUUAUUUUAGGAAAUCACCUAAAUUCAGUUUUGGCACUUACUUUAAAACAACACUGUGAUGUGACUAUGAUUUACAGACCAAAAGCAUUGUUAUGUGUCACACCAGUAAAAUUAGUAGAAUUCGCCAUCUUAUCAUAGAAAGCUCUGUCUACUCACUGUAAUUCUAUGCAUUGUGCAUUUAAGAAUGCUUGGUUGGUCUCUGCUGAAACUAUGAAGGAUUACUGACGUGUUUGUGGGUUUUUGCCGUAGUUGUCAGAUGUGUGAAGUGUUGCUACUGCAUCCAUCCUGUAGAGAGUGCUGCUUAGCCUCUGGAACACUGAGAGUCUGGCUCUGAGAUUUAACAAAGGCUUACUGAGAAACCUUACAUCACCAAAAGCUUCAGUAGAUUUACAUACAGUUCACAUUUGAACCAGCUUCACUGACCACACUAUAUUAUUGUCUCUGGAAUACUAAAUACAUUCAAAAUCAUAUUAAUGAUGUGUAGUUCCCCAUAAAACUCAAACGUCUUGUGCACUUUGAACACAGUCUUGUUCAUUCAUUGAUGCAGUGAAGUGAUAUUAAAGUUGCUUUACUGUAUAUUGGUAAAACAUUGUCAACUGUGUAGUGUACAUGUGAGCUUUGGGAGCAAAACAGUCUUGGUAGUUAGAUAGUAAUGAUAAUCAAAGAGCAAGUGAUCAACAACAAAGUCUAGCCAACUCAAAGUAACAUGUAAACAUAUUUAAUAUUGUACUAUUCCCUCCAAAUCAUCCACAUGAGUUGCCUCAAAGCGAAACACAAUAUGUGACAUUUGUGUGGGUCAUAUGUAAAGACGAUAAUGUGAAUCUUUCUUCAAGAAUAGAAGAAUGAAGGGAUGAAAGCACUUUGAUAGGUGUAGACAGUGGUUUGUGUAUAUAAAAUAGGAACAAGUUGUAGUCUUAAUAUGUAUGUUACCAUAUGACAGGAUGACCUGAUGUUGUGUAUCUUAGAUGACACAGCGGUGCCCGUUAAUCUUGGUCAGAUUUGAGGAUUGGAGUGGAUUUUAGUGGUCAUCAGUGUUGUACUGUUGGCUGUGAUGGUUUAACACUCAACUCUCCAGUUUGUCCUCAUGUUGUACCUGUCAACAUUCACUGGUUAUUACUGUCUGAUCAAGCUACAAAGUCACAUUUCCCUAGUGGGCAAGGACCAUUCUGAGCUUUGAGGAGCCUUAUUUGGCACUUUUUAAGAGGACCAGCAUCAAAACUGCUUCUGCAGACUGUUUUGUCAAGUUGAAUUUCAACCCUUUUGCAUACAGUAUUUUAAAUAAUUAUAAAUGAUUUUCAUUAUCCUCAAACAGUGGGAACUUGAAGUUCUGCAUCGUUAAUUCAUUUCAGUGGGAAGUAUCCAAACCUGUGAAGUUUAUUAUGCAACCUGUAAAAUAGACAAGAUGAUGCACUUUGCAUGCAACAAUUCUGAAAGAUUAAAAGCAUGGUUUUUGUUUAGACAGCACGUGAAUGACAUUAGCCAGAAAAGCUAACAUGUUUUUGAAAAAGAUACUUAUGAUGAUUUUGAUUUAUGGAUUUACAGGCAACAUAGUUAGUUUGUAUAACUAUAUACAAUAUGUGUGAUUUAAGACACAUCAUAAUGAAAAAAAACAAAAACAAAACAUUUUAACUGAUAUCUUUUAUAAAGUCUUGAAUAACCAAAAUUAAAGGUUCAUUUUGAAAAGAAAAAUUCAAAUUGAUAUUGGCCAAAUUGACGUUAUCACAUUUUAAAAAGUCAAUAUUUGUAUCGGCUUUAAAAAUUCACACUACUUGGCAUACUUUAUAGCAUACAGUAUGCCAAGUAGUGUGAAUUAGCAUACAGUGUAUGCUAAAGCAGUGGCAGGGAGAGCUAUGUAGUAAAGGUAAUUAUGUUUCCAGUAUACCCUAGAAUGUUCAGUAAGGACCACUUACCUCUUAAAGUUAAGAUGCAAUUUAACCACAGAGGGCAUGUCUAGGUUUCUGACUAUAUUCAUGCUUUUAGUACUCAUAGUUAACGUUGUAGCUCUGCAGCUUGGACAAAUGGUAAUAACCAGAUUUACUCGGAUGCCCAUUCACAACCCUUUGAUUCCCCAGUUAUUGUGCUUGAAUACCACCCUUCCACUAGUAUCUCACACUGUCCCUUGUAUAUAGUUUCCACCAUGUUUUUAUCACUCCAGAAGUAACUCAAAUAAAUAAGAAUCUAAAGAAAAAAAAGACCAAAAAAAUCUUACUUCAUAGCAGGGUGUUGUGGAUGUUGACAGAUGAGCUUUCAUGUUCCUAAAACUCUUACCAUAAAGGUUAAUAAUGGUAUUAUAAUUAUAAGGUUGAAAGCAUAAGAAAGGAAAGGUGUACUUUUCCUUCUCAGUGUCUGCCUUUUUUCUUCCAAGAAAAGGGCUGCUGAAGUUUCAAGAAUGUUUUUAAAAUGUAUUAAAGAUGCAAGAUUAUGAAUACAUGUAUGAGGUUUGUUUCUGUUCCAUUUGGGAAGAUAGAUCAUAUAUGGAAACACUGUUUACCGCAUUCAAACUGACAGGCAGGAAGGGAGGCAGUGUGUGUCGGGUUUUGUAUGGUCCAAUACAGUAAGUGACUGUGCAGAGGCAUUACAGAAGGAAAACCUGAAAUCAGAAAACAUGGUGACAUCCCUCUGAAUGUUUUGGCAAACCUGAGUUUAUCUAAACAGAAGGAAACAAUCUGAUUGGUUUCCACCUUGGUUUGAAAAGCACCACGGUGCAUGUGACAUCUGACACACACUGGUCGGCCUUUUCUCCUGCCUUCCACCACCCCCCUCUUCGAUUAACCAGACUUAGUCUUUUGGCAUGUGGUAGAAAGUAAUGUUCUGUAUUAGACAGCUCCUAUAUAGACACCUUGACAUACCUACCAACACUGGGCUGAAUUUAGGAAAGUUUUGGACCAAAUUAUCCUCUCAGUGUCAAUAACAAAGUCUGACAAUAAUGGAAACAUUUGGCCUAAAUUGCCUACAAAAAAAGCAUAGGAUACAUCAAUUAAUGUUAAGUUCAAACAUAAAUUAAGUAGAAAAACUUAAACUAAACAUAAACUUUUCCUGAAAGAGAGGUGGCUAACUGCCUGAAAUGUAACUGGGAAAAAGGGUAAAUCCAGGAUAAACGGGAGUGUUGGUAGAUAUGCACCUGGAGCCCUUAGCUGUGUCUCCCACCUACAGAGGCUCUUCAGCACCACAGCACUUGAAAGUAGCGAGUUCUCCUUAACCACAUAUAAACAGCAACUACCAGAUGCUUGUCUAGUAAAACCAAUAACCAUUUGUGUUAAUCAUUCCAAGAAAGCACAACAUUAUGACUCUGUGCUGUUUUGUACACAUGAAGUAUUAUAUUAGUUCAAUUUAUUAGAGAGUUUCUGUUUAUAUGAAUCAAAUGUGGUCAUACCUUUUGCGAUGUGCAAUUCCGUCAUUACAAAUUGAAAGGAAACAAGCAAAAUAAUCUACUCUCCAGUACUGUGGAGUUGAUCCACUGUAGUGUGUGCUGUAUUAUUCUUUAGGGCACAACACCAUUGCAAGAGCAUGCAGAAGACAAUAAACUAACUCCUGGUUGUUAGAGGCAUCAGUCCUGUUAGAUAGAGCUCAUCUUCCCCUCCAACUCUGAAUAUUUGGUAUGAAAGAGAUGUUCAUUGUGAUUAAUUGUUAACCAGUGAUGUGAAUAAUAAUCAUUCAAUAAAAAGAUGAGCAAAGCACAGUG